AUGUCGGUCCUGGGGGGCGCGCGGCCGCAUUGCCAGCGGGUGUUCAAGUCGUUGGGCUUGCUGCGGCGGCACCAUCGGGUCAUGCACGGGCCGAACACGCAGACUUGUGCGCUCUGUGGGCGGUUUUUCUUUGGGCGGGAGAUUGGGGAGGUUGAAGGGGAGGUUGUGGUGAAGAAAGAGGAAGAGGAGGAGGUUAAGAUGGAGGAUAUCAAGAUGGAGGUUGAGGAGGCUGUGAAGAAAGAGGAAGAGGAGGAGGACGUGAAGACGGAGGUUGAGGAACAAGACAUCAAAGAGGAGGAAAUGGAGCUCGAAGAGGGCAAGAUCCGGGAAGAGAUGGAUCUUGACGCGGAGGCGUUUAUCCAGACUGCGGAUGACGCUGCCCCACCUUCUCAGUUUUAUCACCCGGUCUAUGGCUGUUAUCGCCCGAUGUGCAGUGAGGAGACGUUUGACAUGAUCGAGGGAAAGGAUAUCCAGCCGGCUUGGCCUUAG
Aspergillus japonicus CBS 114.51 is the source of this 489-nucleotide messenger RNA. RefSeq lists its product as uncharacterized. NCBI's taxonomy places the organism in Eukaryota, Fungi, Ascomycota, Eurotiomycetes, Eurotiales, Aspergillaceae. The transcript is spliced from 2 exons. The record is from RefSeq and is a predicted model, not a curated record. The coding region runs from base 1 to 489 and encodes 162 amino acids.